This is a messenger RNA of Dibothriocephalus latus, 546 nucleotides long. The record is from the annotation of a GenBank genome assembly. NCBI's taxonomy places the organism in Eukaryota, Metazoa, Platyhelminthes, Cestoda, Diphyllobothriidea, Diphyllobothriidae.
AUGCUGAGUUCCUUUCCCGAGUCAAGUACCCCAAUUCUGGCCGGUCAACGCAUUGACACGCUCCACCUCGCCAACUGGCAGAAUAAUUCCUACAGCAUGAACAACGAGGUUGAAAUUGACGUGGAGAUAAGCGGCACGCGUGGACCUCUCGCAAUUCAGGUGUACCUAAACAGCGCGCGAAAUGCGUUCCUGAGCUGCCUUAAGCAUCUGCUGGCGCGACUAGCGCUUGCUGGAAUUGCGAUUGCGGUUAUUUGGAUGGCAUUUAAAUCUAUACCAGAGCAAAACAGCUCCUACCUGUUUGUCGUUCUCGGUCCACAAUUGACUGAACUCUCUAUCUUUAUGUGGAAAUUUAUGGUUGCCAGGGGCAAUUUGCGAGACGAGGAAAAAGGGCUGAGAAUGUGCGUCUUUACUUUCCUCUACGCCAUCUGCCCCGCAAUUUGUAUGAUGGAGUAUCAUCGGAUGAAUGAGUUCCAGAGGUUUUACGGGGUAUGCAUAAUUGUGUUUCAUGUCACACAAACGGAUGAAAUAUACAUAACUAUCCUAUAG